UCUUUGACGUCAUCCCCACCGUUCUCGCAACAGUCGCCGGAAGCUACACUUUCACUCCAGGAACGUCGACAGAGAAACAAGGCAGCAUCUGCAAAAUACCGUGCUAAAAAGAAUCAGCAGCAUGGACAAAUGAGGUCCACGAUCGGCUCGCUUACUCGCGACAACGAGCUAUUGCAACGUCAGCUUGAGCAUGUCCGACAAGAGAACAACCAACUCAAAGCAACGUGUGAUCAAUUGCGCGGGAAAAUGAUGGCAGAAAAAAUGCUCAAACGUAUGAUG
Molecule: messenger RNA, 279 nt
Organism: Zychaea mexicana
Lineage: Eukaryota; Fungi; Mucoromycota; Mucoromycetes; Mucorales; Lichtheimiaceae
Exons: 1
Biological process (GO): regulation of DNA-templated transcription
Molecular function (GO): DNA-binding transcription factor activity
Source: RefSeq, a predicted model, not a curated record